AUGGCUAUUAAGUUAGUAGUCUUUGUCCUCAAUGUAAUCUUGUUUUUUCCCUCAUCACUGUCUCAAAGGGUAGCUAGCGAAGAAGGAAAUGAGUUUCGAACAUACAUUGUUCAUGUUAAGAAGCCAGAAAGUAGAAUAUGGUUCCAUUCAAUAGAAGGCAAUAAUAACAUCAACAAUCUCCAUAGCUGGUACGAGUCAUUCUUGCCAUCUUCCACCAUUGAUACUGCAAGUUUAAAUAGCCAGACGCGAAUGCUUCAUGCAUAUCGACACGUUGGUUAUGCUUUUGCAGCAAGACUUACCAAAGAUGAAGCACUACACAUGGCCAACAAAGAUGGUGUUCUCAUGAUUCGCGAAGAAAAGAUGCUGCAGCUGCAAACAACUCACACCCCUACCUUCUUGGGACUGCACCCAGACGAAGGCCUUUGGAGAGAGACCAACCUUGGGAAAGGUGUGAUCAUUGGAGUUUUUGACACCGGAAUAUCGCCUUCUCAUCCUUCCUUCAACGACCAAGGAAUGUCGCCGCCACCGGCUAAGUGGAAAGGCAAGUGUCACUUUAGAAAAGGCUGCAACAACAAAAUAAUUGGGGCAAUAACCACCGUCGGGUCCACUUAUAUGUCUGAGGCCGAACCCGUGCCACCUUUCGAUGACAUCGGGCACGGCACCCACACUGCCAGCAUAAUUGCUGGCAGUUUUGUGAAAAAUGCUAAUGUUCUUGGCCAUGCCAACGGAACUUCUGUUGGCAUGGCUCCUCAUGCUCAUUUAGCCAUUUACAAAGCGUGCAGCAUGAUUGGUUGCAGUGAAGGUUCUGUUCUAGCCGCAUUCGAUGCUGCAAUUAACGAUGGCGUUGACAUUAUCUCUGUUUCCUUAGCCGGAGACUCUAAAUUGUUCUCCGAAGAUGCCAUGUCGAUCGGUAGUUUUGGAGCAACACAGAAGGGGAUUCUUGUCACCAUUGCAGCCGGUAAUGAAGGUCCUGAAUCAAGUACGGUUGUGAAUGAUGCUCCAUGGAUAUUUACCGUAGGAGCAAGCACUAUGGAUCGACGAAUAGUAGCAUCAGUCAAGCUUGGAAAUGGUGCAGAGUAUGAUGGUGAGUCUCUUUACGAAUCAAAACUAUUCAAGAAUAAUUACAACCCUCUGGUUCAUCUUAAUGGAGCACCCUGUAACAAAGGUCUAUUAGAGAGUAUGAAAGUGGAAGGAAAGAUCGUGGUGUGUGUUAACGAGAAGAACACAAUGAAGUAUAAGCAAGCAGAAGCCGUGAAAAGUGCUGGUGGUGCUGCAAUGAUUCUCGCCAAUAGUGAUACAUGUGGAUAUACCCUUUCAACUGAAGAAACGUACCCUCUUCCUGUUACACAUGUGAGCCAUGCUUCAGGGUUGCAAAUCAUGCGCUACAUAGACUCAUGCAAGGACCCUAAGGCCACAAUAUUGUUCAAAGGAACUAUCACAGGUAACACAUCUGCACCCGUUGUUGCUUCAUUCUCAUCAAGAGGCCCGAGCAGGCAAUGUCCUGGGCUUUUAAAGCCUGACAUUAUAGGGCCCGGAGUGAAUGUUCUAGCUUCUUCGGCCAAUUGGAGAACUAGCUACAAUGGAAGACCACCAGCUUUCUCAAUCAUGUCAGGCACAUCAAUGGCUUGUCCUCACAUAAGUGGCGUUGCUGCAUUGCUCAAGAGCUCUCACCCUCAUUGGUCACCUGCUGUUGUUAAGUCUGCAAUCAUGACCACGGCAUACACAACAAACCUUCAAGGUGAUCCCAUUCCUGACGAGAAGUUACAUCCUGCGAGCUUGUUCGCAAUUGGAGCCGGCCAUGUCAAGCCUUCCAAGGCCGAAGAUCCUGGACUGGUUUAUGAUAUUAUGCUUGAUGAUUACACUGCUUAUUUAUGUGGAUUGGGUUUUACCAGCACAAUGGCUCAGCUGGUUACGCAUAAGCCUGUGAAUUGCGACCUGAUAAAAAAGAUUGAGGCUACAGAGUUGAACUAUCCUUCCUUCUCGGUUGUGUUGGGAGCUGCUGAUUAUUUCCCUAAGACCUACAACAGAACUGUUAUGAAUGUUGGUCAAGCUGAUUCGCAUUAUAUUGUGGAAGUUGUUCCCCCGGCUGGUGUACAUGUUAGCGUGGAACCGCAGAUUCUUGUGUUCAACGGCGAGCAACAGACGGCGAGGUACUCGGUGACGUUUACUCGGAAAACAGGAGAAACUAUUAGUGCUUCAUCUACGGCGCAAGGUUUUAUAGAGUGGGUUUCUGAUAAGCAUUCUGUGAGAAGUCCCAUUGCUGUUAUUUUCACUUGA
Molecule: messenger RNA, 2277 nt
Organism: Arachis ipaensis
Lineage: Eukaryota; Viridiplantae; Streptophyta; Magnoliopsida; Fabales; Fabaceae
Source: RefSeq, a predicted model, not a curated record